UUUUUGGGGAAAUUGAGAAAUCGAUGCCAAGUGACUCCUUGCGGUUUAAUGUGCCUAAUACUAAGGUAUUAUAGUUGUAUCUUCGCCUGAAUAUUAACAAACAUGCGUAUUUCGUUAGCCGUAACUACCUUUUUUGCUUGAAUUACUAAAGGCUUUGGGAGUAAGUACAGAUUACUAGACAACUGCAGCCGUAACUACUGCAGAUAAGGCGUUUUGCCUUAGCAAACGUCACAUACUACAUUUUUUGCUUUAGUAAAGUAUCACUUGCCCCCAUUAUACUCUAGUAAGUGGACGUCAUUUUUAACCUUAAUAAACAGCUGCAGUAAAUUAAUAAGUGCAUAUCAGGCAGCGUCAGUGACUGUGUUUCUGAGUAUUAUUAUUAUAAUUAAUAAUAAAUUCACUUCGUUACAUUUACAUUGUUGGUUUAACUGAUGGCUUCACGAGGUAAACAUUUAGUGAGUUUGUGUAUUGAUCAACGAGAAAAGUUGAAAACGGCUACGGUGACAAGUACUUCAAAAGCUAAUACCGCCUCCAACAACGCAAACCUUCAUCAAGGCAACUCCAACGAUCCUCGUAAUGAUUUUAAUCUAUCUGAAGCUAAAGAUACGGAAACUGAUCAUUUAUUAGGCGAUAGUGAUUUGUGUGUUUCUGCGCCUACCACCAGUGCAGCAGCAGUUAUACCUGAUGGCAUAUAUAUAAUUAACGAUAACGGAUAUUUGGAUCCAGUUAUUGACUAUAUUGAGACUGAAAUAGAUGUUGAUGGUAUUCAGAUAGAUGGUCUUCAGUUACCUUUCGAUGAAAUACGUACAAUUAAUCAACCUUGCAUUUCUUCAGCUGAGGAUAACCAAAAUUUCAACAAUGGAGCAGAAACUGAAGUUACAUCAGAUAAUCCUACUGUAAAUAAGGUUGUUCCUGAAACCCCUAGUGAUCCAAUACCGGAAGCUCAAUUAGAAAUUGAUUGUGGACUUACCAAGACUGGAAACCCAAGAAAGAGAAAGAAAUAUUUGUUGUCGCGAACCGAAAGGAAUACAAUUAAGAAAAGAAAAGCAAUGGAGGGGCACAAUGUAAAACAAUCAUGUCCAGUUACCUGCAAAGUCAAAUGCUCUUCAAUUAUAACUCCUGAACGACGAAAAGAGAUUAAUAAACAGUAUUGGUGUCUUCCUACAACACAGGAAAAGAAAACAUUUGUUCUGAGUUCCGUAAGCAAAAAGCCGGUAACCAGACGAACAACAUGCAGUCCAAACUCAAGGCGUUCUUUUACCAAUGAGUAUUUUCUAAAAAAUGCGGAUGGUACCUCACUACGCGUGUGCAAGACGUUUUUCUUAGCUACAUUAGGCUAUGAAAAAAAUAAUGACAAAAUCUUGCAGAGCCUUUCUAAGCAAACGACCAACAUUUCAUCCAGUCAUGAUAAAAGGAAAGGGCGCAUUCCAGCAAACAAAGUUGAUCAUGAGGUUAUUGUAAAACACAUCGAAUCUUUUGAACCCUCAAUUUCUCACUACAGGCGUGAGCAUGCGCCUAACCGUAGGUAUUUACCAAGCGACUUAACCAUUACAAAAAUGCACGAAGAUUUUGUAAAAAAGCAUCAAAAUUUUAAAUGUUCUUAUGAUCUGUAUAGAAGUGAGGUAUCAAAGUUAAACAUCUCGUUUGUGAAACUUGGUCAUGAACAAUGCGAACGAUGUGAACAUUUUAACCUACAUGAGCACAACAAAGAAAACGUACAAAUUGAGAACUGUGAAACUUGCAAAAUCUACGAUUCUCACAUUAAGAAUGCUGGUGCUGCAAGACAAGACUACAAGAAUGACUCCGCUAAGCUCGAUUACCACCUUAAGAGCUUUUUGUGUUGGAUUGAUGGUACGUCCAAUAACGACAUCCCGUACCUAAAAGUUAGGUUUAUUUACGUCACGUUAGUCGUGAAUGUACCCUCUUCCGUUUUCUCUCUCUCUCUACGACUGAUAUCUUGCCGCAAACCAACGAUACCUGGAUCACCGGUUACCUUCCGAUUCAACGUGCUAUCCUGCACCUGUCCGUUUAGUGUAGCGGAGUAA
This is a messenger RNA of Photinus pyralis (common eastern firefly), 2045 nucleotides long. RefSeq lists its product as uncharacterized. The coding region runs from base 432 to 2045 and encodes 537 amino acids. The record is from RefSeq and is a predicted model, not a curated record. The transcript is spliced from 4 exons. Lineage: Eukaryota; Metazoa; Arthropoda; Insecta; Coleoptera; Lampyridae.